AUGUACCCACCUUACACAAAACCCAACUUCCUAGAAACAGACGCAUCUGGUGCAGCUUUGGGUUCUAUACUAAGCCAACAACAAGAAGAUGGGCGCUUACAUCCACUAGGCUUCCUGUCAGAGUCAUUUAAAGGUGCUGAACAGAAUUACAACACCCAUGACAAGGAGCUCCUGGCAAUUAUUAGAUUCUUCAAGUAUUGGCGCAUCUUCCUGGAAGGGACAGCACACCCCAUCACGGUCUUUACUGAUCAUAGGAACCUGGAGUACUGGAAAGAAUCCUGGACCUUUAACCAUUGCCAUGCCAGGUGGCACUUACUACUAGCUGGGUACAACUUCCAAAUUGUCUACCGCCCAGGAAAGCAGUCCGGAAAACCUGAUGCCCUUUCACAAUGCUCUGACCAUGCCAAUAUUCCACCUGCCAAUCAGACCAUGCUCCCUGACCCUGUGUUUGCCAACAUGGCCAUGGUUACACCUGAGAAGGAACUACAAUGCCAGAUCAAAUUGUCACUUGAUCAGGACAAGUCCCUUGAGGAAAUCCUGCAAUUCCUACAAAACAAGUCCAAGGCCCCGCCCUCAAUCAAGCGUGCUUUUAGAGAUUACAAAAUGGAGGCGGGCCUACUCUUCUACCAAGGACGCAUUGUGGUCCCUGAUGUGGGAACCCUAAGGACAGACUUACUACGGAUAUUCCACAACAGCCCUCUGGCAGGCCAUCCCAGCAGACAACAAACCCUAGAAUUGAUAUCCAGGAACUAUUAUUGGCCUGGCAUCCGUGCAGACACAUACUGGCAUGUUGAUUCCUGUGAAACUUGCCAAAGAAUCUGGAAACCAAAGUAUGUGCCUACUCCCCUGCAACCACUAGAACUACUGUCAUGUCCCUGGCAACACAUAUCAUACAACAUGAUUGUAGACCUACCAAAGGAUGGAAGCAACAACUCAAUCCUGGUUAUUGUGGACAGCUUUACAAAGUACGGAAUAUUUGUAAAAUGCUCCAAAAAACUCAAGGCCCCCAAAUUGGCAGAACUAUUCCUGGAGCAUGUAUGGAAACGUCAUGGUAUGCCGGAAAAAACUGUGUCCAACAGAGGAAGGGUCUUUAACAACAAGUUCUUACGGGCACUGUACAAGCGCCUUGGUAUUGACCCUCACUUCUCCUUGGCAUACCAUCCCCAAAGUGACGGACAGACAGAACAGGUGAACCCUUCUAUUGAACACUUCCUCAGGGCCUACUUGGGAGUCAAUCAAAGGGACUGGACCAAAUGGCUCCCAAUGGCAGAGUUUGCCUACAACAAUGCUGUACAUAGUAGCACAGGCAAAACUCCUUUCAAGGCCUUGUAUGGAUGGGAGCCUACCCUAACCCCAUCCAACGUACCAACAGAUGUCCUGGAAGCCAAUGACCUUGCCCAGACAAUGGAAGUGCAAUGGAAGGAAGUAGAGUCCGCCCUCCAACAAUCCAAACAAAAAAUGAUAGCCAGGGAAGGGGGAAAGCCAACAGAGUUUGAGAUUGGAGAAGAAGUUUGGCUUGAUGCCAGAAAUGUCAACCUCAAAACCCUAAGUCCCAAACUAAUGGAACAACGCCUGGGACCAUUCAAGGUUAUUGAAAAGAUCUCUGACUGGGCUUAUUGCCUAGAGCUUCUGCCAACCAUGCAAAUCCACAAUGUCUUCUAUGUAGGACUACUGUCUAAAGUCAGAAGGGAUGAGCAAAAGCCUUCAAAAACCGUCCACCGCCUGUCACUGUGGAUGGAGAAGAGGAAUACAAGGGUGAAAUGGAAAGGAUAUGGAUCCAAGGAAAACACAUGGGAACCCCAAGAGAACCUGAAAAAUGCGGGAAAAAUUUUGAAGAAAUAUGAGGAAGAAAUGAAGAAGAAGGCCCUUGGUGCUGCCAAGGCCCUUAAAGGGGGGGCAGUGUUGUAG
Molecule: messenger RNA, 1908 nt
Organism: Rhizoctonia solani
Lineage: Eukaryota; Fungi; Basidiomycota; Agaricomycetes; Cantharellales; Ceratobasidiaceae
Product: Retrotransposable element Tf2 protein
Exons: 3
Coding region: 1-1908 (635 amino acids)
Biological process (GO): DNA integration
Molecular function (GO): nucleic acid binding
Source: RefSeq, a predicted model, not a curated record